Molecule: messenger RNA, 864 nt
Organism: Candidozyma duobushaemuli
Lineage: Eukaryota; Fungi; Ascomycota; Pichiomycetes; Serinales; Metschnikowiaceae
Product: tRNA(adenine34) deaminase
Exons: 1
Coding region: 1-864 (287 amino acids)
Biological process (GO): tRNA wobble adenosine to inosine editing
Cellular component (GO): nucleus; cytoplasm
Molecular function (GO): zinc ion binding; tRNA-specific adenosine-34 deaminase activity
Source: RefSeq, a predicted model, not a curated record
AUGAAUGAUCUCACUGUUCAUUUCAAAAAUCUAGCUCUUGCUACAUUCGUUGCGUAUCGUGCUUUAUGUAACCUAGAAACACCGGUGGCGUGUAUCAUUGUUCAUGAGGAGACCGGCGAGGUUUUGGGAUUCGGCUGUAACGACACUAAUGCAUCUCUCAAUGGGACUCGUCAUGCAGAAUUUGUUGCUAUAGAUCAAAUUAUGAAAAAAUUUCAGCUUUGCAAUGUCUCUCAAGAUCAGGUCGAGAGAUUUUUCAGCCGUCUUGUCUUAUACGUCACCGUGGAGCCCUGUGUUAUGUGUGCUCUGGCGUUACAGCAAAUGGGGAUCAAGGAAGUAUAUUUUGGUGCUGCAAAUGACCGCUUCGGUGGGAACGGUUCUGUCAUCAAAGUACAAGCCGCCUCCUGCGGAUCAUCCUACAAGAGCUUUGGCGGUCUUAUGAGGGUGGAGGCAAUUCAUUUACUACGAUGCUUUUAUGUGCAAGAGAAUGAAACGGCGCCUACUCCAAAAAUCAAGAAGAACAAAGCAAUUGAAGGAAAAGAGUUUCCCCCGAAUCUCCCUUUUGACCGAUUCCUUUCUGAGAGCGAAUUCAGUUCAUUUUACGGAACUGCCAGAGCAGCAGAGUUUUAUCCUGGUCCUCGAGAUGGUAUCGAAAUUACCCCUGUCUUCGAGCACGGAUAUAUUUUUAGAGAUCUUAUUGACGUAAGCGAUGUCGAGGGGAUUCCUGGCGUCAAGUCUCUAUAUCCUAAGGGUGAGCUUACAAUUAAGGAUGAUAUUCAGAAGCUUAGCGAUAUGCUACCUUUUAUCGAAGAUACUGGGGUAGUGGGAUGGCAUCAUGAUCGCCAACAUUCAUCGCAAGAAAAGUAA